CCAUCAUAUCAUAUCCCAAUUCACGCCAGAAGCCACAAGAAAACAAGAUGAGAAUUCCAUUCUUGGUCCUCAUCACCAUCCUCCUCCUCUCUCUCCAAGUCCAAUGUAAUGCUUCCUCGUUUGGAAGAGACAAGGAGACCAACAUCCUCUUCUACCUCCACAACAUCCAUGCCGAGAAGGAUUCAUCCUCAGUCCUUGUCGCACAAAAUACCAAUGCCACGGCCCAUCCUCGUGGCUUCGUGCCAUUUAGCUAUGUGUACGUGUUUGACGAUGUGAUCACUGACGGGCCUGCGAUUACAUCUAAGGUGAUUGGAAAUGCACAGGGCACGUACAUCGGAACAUCAAAAGAUGGGUACACGAUUUUGAUGGCCAUCGACGUCGAGAUCACACAUGGCCCAUUCAACGGAAGCUCGUUUGUAUUGUUCUCAAGAAACCCGUUGAGAUCAACCAGGGAGCUCCCUGUUAUUGGAGGUCGUGGUGCAUUCCGGAUGGCCCAAGGGUACGGCAUGCUCCGGACGGUGUGUGUUCAUUGUCUCAACUCUGUGAACCCUCCAAAAGGUGAUGUCAUAGAGUACAAUGUGACUCUCUGGCACCAUUAGUUGAGUUUAUGUAUUUUGGGUCUUUGUAGCGCAAUAACGAUAAUAUAAUGGAUGGUUGAGUUUUCUAGUUA
This is a messenger RNA of Hordeum vulgare subsp. vulgare (domesticated barley), 670 nucleotides long. RefSeq names its product dirigent protein 15-like. The record is from RefSeq and is a predicted model, not a curated record. The transcript has a single exon. Bases 48 to 599 code for a protein of 183 amino acids. Lineage: Eukaryota; Viridiplantae; Streptophyta; Magnoliopsida; Poales; Poaceae.